Messenger RNA from Pogona vitticeps (central bearded dragon), 2291 nucleotides. The record is from RefSeq and is a predicted model, not a curated record. NCBI's taxonomy places the organism in Eukaryota, Metazoa, Chordata, Lepidosauria, Squamata, Agamidae.
CAAAAAAACCAAAAAACCAGGUCCGACGUUUUGAUCCCCUGCCACACACUGACGGUGCAACUCUUGGGGGACAUUUUUCAAGUCCUCUGCCAGUCUGAAGACAAAGAUCUGGAUGAAGUCACAGACGACGAUGAAUACUGGUGUGAGGUAUCAUAUGUUUUUCGCAGCUAUCCUCGGGGAGUCCGCCACAUCCUUUUCCAACAUGGGGUCACUGGUGUCGAUUCUGGUACCCUCACCAACAGCACGGUCAUCAUUUCCCCACAUGUGCCCUAGGGAGAGAUGGUUCCAGAUCGCUUGAAUGCAUGACCAAGCCCCGGGCUUGCAGAGUUGCUUGCCUGCGACAGACAGGCAAGCCUGGACAGAUCCUGGCCCCAGAGGUGGAGUCUCAAGCUUACAGGAAGCACAUCCCUCUCUUCUCCCCCCCCCCCUUGGGGCUCAGAGAUGCUGCUUGAAGGCCAGCAGAGCCCAGGCUGCUGUGUCACCGGAGGGACCCCUUUGCCGGCCACCGAGGGACCCUCCCUUCUCCUCCUCCCGGCCUUGCUGGAUUGACCGCCCAUCGGGACAGUCUUCAAGAUGGAGACCCUCCCGGAGCCUCUGCUGGUCCGAAUCCUGGCCUCCCUUCCGGCGGUCGAACUGGUGCUGGUCUGCCGGCUGGUGUGUUCCCAGUGGAAGACCCUGGUCGACGGGGAGGCCCUUUGGCUCCUGAAAUGCCAACAGGAGGGAUUCGUGGGGAACGAUGCCGAAGAGGAGAGUGGGGAGAGGUGGCAGAUGCUCUACUUCUUACACGAGAGGAAAAGGAAUUUGAUCAAAAACCCAAAUGGGGAAGAAGGCUUCGAUUUCUGGGUAGAGGUGGAAAACGAGGGCGACGGGUGGAAAAUCGAGGACCUGCCUGGAGAUUUCGGGCAGGAAUUUCCCCAUGACGACGUUCACAAAUACUUCGCCUCUUCUUUUGGCUGGUGCAGUAAAGCUCAGAUCAUCGACCUUCGGGCAGAGGGGUACUGGGAAGAGCUGAUGGACACCCUCCAGCCGAAAAUCGUGGUCAGAGACUGGUAUGCGGGCCGAGGCGACGCCGGCUGCCUCUAUGGCCUGAAAGCCAAGCUGCUGUCCGAAAACGAGGACGUGGUGGCAGAAUUUGAAAGCGACACCAUCUCCAUCCCGCAGGACAACGAAGGCGAGUGGAACGAGAUCACCCACACCUUCACUGACUACGGCCCUGGAGUUCGCUUUGUCCGCUUUGAACAUGGUGGCCAAGACACAGUCUUCUGGAGAGGAUGGUAUGGAGCACGCAUGACCCACAGCAGCGUGACAAUUGAACCCUAGCUGUCUACUCGGAGAGCACCCCUGUCGAUCAGGGCUCACUCACCGCACCGGCCCUUAUCCAAACAAGAGAGAAUCUCUGCAUGGACUAAACACAAUAUUAACUAUGCAAGUUUUGCCAAAUAGAAGCCUCCCGGGAUGAUCAAAUGCUCUGAAAGUUCACAAGAUCUUUUUUUCCUUACGUUAAAACAAAAGAGAAUGUGGGGAUUUUGUGUGAAUUGCAAAGCAGCGCAGCAUAGAUUGAAAUGGAGGCUGACUUAGCUAUUAAACGAAAAGGAGAGUAGCCACUUGAACAGAAGGGCGAGGUUGCAUGAAAGAGGAGAUGACUUCCAGUGCUGACGUUUCCUUUCUCCCCUCACUGUUAAAAGCAGAGGAGCACUGAUCUUUUUUCCACAUGGCCACCCAAGUUAAGGUGGGCUGUGCUAGAGAUCAGUUGCAAUAGCUCUGGGAGAGAGAGAGAGAUAAGCUUGAUAUUCAGUUUCUGGGUUGGGUGUGAAAUAAGAUUUUGUUCUUGCUGGGAGGGAAAUCUUCCCAGACCAAGAAAAACUCUUAAGAUCUCACCGGCUAGCAUGGCUGGAAGAUGCCAGCCAUUAUGGUACCUGAAGGAUUCCAAGGCAGAAAGUCAUUUGGCCAACGUGAGCUGAACCGCUUGCAUUUCUGAUCUUACCUGAGUUUUAGGUCAAUCAUCUUCAAUCAUCUGGCCUGCCUUCUGUUGUCAACGGCCUCGGACGGACCUCGGAUCCCCUGCCUGGACAUUAUGCCUGCUUUCACAGGUGGCGCUCUGUCCCGGGGACAACCCUCAUGGGGGGGCAGGCAAAAUAAAGCCAUAAUAUUCGUUUUUCCCCUUUCUGUUGACCCCCACACUUCCAGCGUCUUUGUCCUGAUUUCACGACAACGUCCAGGAGAGGGACUUCUGUUGCUUUCAAUCUCUUUCUCUCACACACACCCAUACCAAGGGAUAUAAAUAAAUGCUG